Molecule: messenger RNA, 582 nt
Organism: Teleopsis dalmanni
Lineage: Eukaryota; Metazoa; Arthropoda; Insecta; Diptera; Diopsidae
Product: NADH dehydrogenase [ubiquinone] 1 alpha subcomplex assembly factor 3-like
Exons: 3
Biological process (GO): mitochondrial respiratory chain complex I assembly
Cellular component (GO): mitochondrial inner membrane
Source: RefSeq, a predicted model, not a curated record
UUUCAGUAUUCCGUCAAUGUCAUAAUAGAAUAAUUACAAUGUUUUGAAAAAAUGCGGUUCAUGAAUUUAAGAAAUAUCCUAAAUGAAGGUAGAAAAUUGUUACCUGUGGAAAAUACAAAAUAUGUUCGGAAUUUUGGAAUAACGAGCAUUAAACGAAGUCCUGGUGCAUAUGAUGCUGAUGGUAAAACCAAGGUAUCAAUAUUAAAUACUAGCUUGGAAAAUGGUCUAAUGAUCACAGGAUAUAGUCAAUACGGAUUUCGGCUCAACAAUGAUGUAGUUGUUAUGGGACCUAUAGCUAUAUUUCCUCGAUCAAUACUAUCUUGGCAUGUUAAUUCCUUUGAGGAUAUAAAUGAAAACAGUUUGUCGAUAUUUUAUGCAUUAGAACCAAAAUUAGAUGUUCUUGUUCUCGGUAUCGGAGAUCAAGCUCCAUCGCCAAAUUUUUCGAAAAAAAUAAUGGAAUUUAUGAGAAACUACAAAAUAAAUGUCGAGAUAUUGCGCACUGAACAGGCAUGUGCGACUUUCAAUUUGUUGAAUUCUGAAAACCGUAUGGUAGCUUCUGCUUUAAUACCUCCUUUAUAUAUU